This is a messenger RNA of Nicotiana tabacum (common tobacco), 1052 nucleotides long. RefSeq lists its product as uncharacterized. Gene Ontology annotation, molecular function: peptidyl-tRNA hydrolase activity. Gene Ontology annotation, cellular component: cytosol; mitochondrion. The record is from RefSeq and is a predicted model, not a curated record. NCBI's taxonomy places the organism in Eukaryota, Viridiplantae, Streptophyta, Magnoliopsida, Solanales, Solanaceae.
CUGCCCAUGUCGUAAUACCUGGGGCUUGGCUACUGAACCAUAACAACCGCAUUGGCUGUUUCAUUCGUGAAGCCUCAAACUUUCUCCUCUCUCUCGCCGUUCGGAAAUUUUGCUCAGCCAUCCAUGUACAACUCAGCCUAGAGCUCUCCGAUCAAUUGAUUAGCCUAUCAAUGCAGCUUUGGUUCCUGCACUUUACAGUUGCAUUUUUUAGGUGAGUGGAUACAAGAACAGACACAUUGGUCAUCAGCUUGAUAUCUGUUGGACCUUAAAUACCAGAAGGUUACUGUCUUCAAUUUUGAAUAUGAUAGACAUGGCAUGGCUUAGCGCCAUAAUACUUGGAGCAGGAUGUCUUGCUUUGGGUUAUAUUAUUGGUGUGCGCCACUCUUCUCGCACUUCUCUGUCAAACAAAGCAUCUGGUGACACUGAAACUCUAAUUGAUGGGAAAAAGAAAAAAGGGGUCAAGCCACCUCUUGAAGUUGAAAGACUGGCCGAGAUCCUUGAAAAUUUCAAAAUGGUUUUGGUAGUCAGGAAUGACUUGAAGAUGGGGAAAGGGAAAAUAGCUGCACAAUGCAGUCAUGCAACUUUAGGUCUCUACAAAAAGCUCCAUAAUAGGGCGCCAAAAGCUUUAAACAGAUGGGAGAUGUGUGGACAGGUGAAGGUUGUGGUGAAGAUUGAAAGGGAGGAAGAUAUGUUGCUUUUGCAAGAAAGGGCAAAAUCACUUAAUAUACCAACACAUAUUACAAUUGAUUCUGGGAGAACACAAAUUGCGCCAAACUCGAGGACAGUGAUGGCUGUACUUGGACCAGCUGAUUUAGUUGACGACAUAACUGGCGGAUUGAAGCUUUUGUAGCGGCAGUCACGUUAAGGUCCUCUGCAUUAUGGAACUAGAAUGAGAAAUCACCAUUAUUGGAAAUUCAUCUACUGCCCUGGUGUUGCAAACUUUUUUCAACUGAUGAUGAUGAUAUUUGUUGCUCCUUUUAAGCUGCAUAACAUUUCUAACGUGCAAUGCAAGAGACGAAAUGUGAGGUCCAGCUUUAUAAUUCUGACGCUAA